Messenger RNA from Gossypium raimondii (Peruvian cotton), 552 nucleotides. RefSeq lists its product as uncharacterized. The transcript has 3 exons. Lineage: Eukaryota; Viridiplantae; Streptophyta; Magnoliopsida; Malvales; Malvaceae. The coding region runs from base 1 to 552 and encodes 183 amino acids. The record is from RefSeq and is a predicted model, not a curated record.
AUGCUACAAAAGGUUUUGCCAAAUGCAAUGUUGAUGGCAAAACCUAAUAUUGAAUCAAGGAUUAGGUUACUAAAAAGGGAGUGGUCAAUCGUCUAUGACAUGCUUAAUGGCCAAAACAAUAGCGGUUUUGGUUGGGACGAGCAUAGGCAGCUCGUUGUUGCUGAAGAUGCGGUUUGGGACUCCUAUUUAAAGAGUCACAAAGAAGCCGCUCAAUUCAGAAAUCGUACUUUCCCUUACUACGACCAGCUUACUACCAUAUACGCUAGAGAUCGAGCAACUGGGAAAGAUGCUCAAACAGCUGCUGAUGUUCUUGAAGAAAUAAAUGCUGAGGGUGUACCUACUACAGGUAUGGAUGAAGAAAGAAACUUAUUCUAUGACUGCGAAGCUGAUGUCUCUUUAGAUGACAUGGAUGUUUCUGCUGCGGAGCCGCGACGAGGUGCAUGGAAGACAAACGUGCGCGGCGUGGAAGGAGAACGUCAUGACGUCUUGCGACAUCUCGUAAGGAGGUCGUUUUGUCUUCAAGACCGAGGCGAAGGGGCUAGGGUUCUUUGA